This is a messenger RNA of Aspergillus oryzae RIB40, 1257 nucleotides long. RefSeq lists its product as uncharacterized. The record is from RefSeq and is a predicted model, not a curated record. Bases 1 to 1257 code for a protein of 418 amino acids. Gene Ontology annotation, cellular component: nucleus. Lineage: Eukaryota; Fungi; Ascomycota; Eurotiomycetes; Eurotiales; Aspergillaceae. Gene Ontology annotation, molecular function: RNA binding; ATP binding; RNA helicase activity. The transcript has 7 exons.
AUGGAUACAUUCAACGUGUCCAGCAUGGGCACUGCUCUUGAUGAUGUUACGCAAGCGCAAAACGCCAAAAAGGCUGAAGCUGCUAGUACUGCCCGCGAAAAGGGGUGGGCCGAGCCAGAAGGCUACGACUACUCCAAGUACAACGCAGCCCCUCUCGGGCCUCCUCUCGCCACCCCUGGUGAGGGCAAUGAGCCAGAACAGCCACAGCAGGAACUCCCCGAGUGGGCGGCCAAUGCGGCGAAAUACGAGUGGAAAGAUGAGUAUGGGGACGUUGGCCCUGCCAACCCACAGCUUGAGGAGAUGCUGUUUCGGACUGAUCUGAGAAGUCUCCAAAACAUCGAGGUCGAGGCUGAAAGUCGUGACCGUCCCAAUCCAAUCAAGAGUUUCGAUGAUGCUGGACUGCAUCCCAUCGUGCGCGAAAACGUCAAGCUCUGUCACUACGAUAUUCCGACGCCAAUUCAGGCGUAUGCGAUCCCUGCUGUCAUGACUGGCCACGACCUCAUCGCCAUUGCCCAGACUGGUUCCGGGAAGACCGCGGCCUUCUUGAUCCCCGUCCUGUCAAAGUUGAUGGGAAAGGCAAAAAAGCUUGCUGCUCCACGUCCGAACUUGGCGGACGGGUUUAACCCCAUCGUUGAUGCCGUCCGUGCAGAACCUCUGGUCUUGAUCGUUGCGCCUACAAGGGAACUGUCUACACAGAUAUUCGAUGAAGCACGCCGGCUCUGCUAUCGCUCUAUGUUGCGUCCAUGCGUUGUGUACGGCGGUGCUCCCGUGCGUGACCAGAGAGACGAGCUGCAGAAAGGUUGCGACAUUCUCAUUGGCACGCCCGGAAGACUUUUGGAUUUCAUGGAUAAACCUCAUAUUCUCUCUCUCCGCCGAGUCAAGUACACCAUCAUAGACGAAGCAGAUGAACUUCUCCUUGCGGACUGGGAGUCUGACUUCAACAAGAUCAUGUCGGGUGGAGAUAUGAACGAGGAUGCGGACCACCGUUACAUGAUGUUUUCCGCAACAUUCAACAAGGAGUGUCGUCAGUUGGCCCGCAAGUUCCUCGCUGGCGACCACAUUGUCUACUCCGAAGAGCAUCUUAAGAAGCAGUGCCUCUAUGAUCUGCUUCUCGCGAUGCCCCCUUCUCGUACCCUAAUCUUUGUCAACUCCAAAGCACAGGCCGAUCUACUGGAUGAUUACCUGUAUAAUAUGGGCUUGCCCAGCACCUCUAUCCACUCAGAUCGUACUCAACGUGAGCGUGAGGAUGCCUUGUAA